Molecule: messenger RNA, 1815 nt
Organism: Trypanosoma theileri
Lineage: Eukaryota; Euglenozoa; Kinetoplastea; Trypanosomatida; Trypanosomatidae
Exons: 1
Coding region: 1-1815 (604 amino acids)
Biological process (GO): non-motile cilium assembly
Cellular component (GO): BBSome; ciliary basal body; non-motile cilium
Molecular function (GO): protein binding
Source: RefSeq, a predicted model, not a curated record
AUGUCUGGGGAAGUUAUAUCGGAUAUGCAGCGCCCAUCGAGUGGUAGUGGUGGUUUUACAGCAGCCACUAAUACUAAUACUCCUACUGUUAAUACUACUAUUCCUAAUAGUAAUGUUAAUACUACUAUUCCUACUAAUAGUACUAAUAGUAUUAAUAAUAGUACAGCUACGACAGUACCAAAGAUCCCGGCUGGAAUGGAUCCAACCUAUUACGCGUUAAGUCUUCUCCACCGUCGUCGUCUGGAUGCCUGUAUUGCUGUAUCCACACAUUAUCUAGAUCUCUUUCAAACUCAAAUGCGGCAAACCUCUCAACGUGGACAAUUCAAUGGAGUACAUGAGCCCUUGUGGUUUAUACAAACCAAAGCUCUCGUCCUGCAGAAUUGGUUUGAUGAACUCGACGUGGAUGAUGACGGCGUGGAUGAUGUCCUCCUCGACGGCGAACAGGCCAUUCUCUCCAGUGCCCCACGGCCAGGCACAUCUCUACAAAACCAAAACUCACUUUUACAGAGAAAUACACAAACACGAACGGGAACUCGACAAGGAACGGCAAGACCUAUUAGUAGUCGAUAUGGCUUUGCACGGCCGGGAACUCAAAGUCAACGAAUUGGCACUUCUUCUUUUAAUAAUAAUAAUAAUAAUAAUAAUAAUAAUAAUAAUAAUAAUAAUAAUAAUUUGCGGCCCAUCACAUCUCGAUUGGCUCGCAUUGGCACCGCAUCUCUACAAGCCGUUCCAGGCGGUCCACAUUUAGAUGUGAGGAAGAUUGAUUUGGAGAAAUAUGCCCGCACAAAGCCGAUGGUGGCCAAACUCCUCUGUGAUUAUCUCUUGCAUGUGGAACACCAACCACGAAUGGUGUUGGAAUUGGGAGGAGUGGCAUUAGAAUUACAACAACAACAACAACAAUCAUUAUUAUCAUUAGAGCAAGUAGGUAUGAAAGAUUGGUGGUGGUUGUCAAGAGUGGGACAGGCAAAUUAUCGAUUAGGACUUUUACGAGAAGCUGUACGAAAUUUUAAAGCCGCAUUGGAAUUACAAUAUAAUACGGCAGAGGCAAUGCGAUUAGCAAAAGUAUUUAUGAAAAUGGAUCAACCACUCACCGCCUUGGAAGUACUCACAGAUGCUUCUGAAAAGAAUCCAGUAGAUCAUCAUAUUAUUCUUGGUAUGGCUCGUCUAUAUGAACAACUACAAGAUAAUGAAAAUGCAUAUCAGCUCUAUAAACGGGUUUUACAACUUGAUAGUAGUAAUGUAGAGGCUAUUGCCUGUAUUGCGGCUCAUAUGUUUUAUGAAAAACAACAACCCGAACUUGCCUUACGUCUCUAUCGUCGAUUACUUCAAAUGGGUAUUCAAACUACAGAGUUAUGGAAUAAUUUAGGUCUCUGCUGUUUCUAUAGUUCACAAUAUGAUAUUGCCCUGAGUUGUCUCUUACGUGCGGUUGCCACUGCUGGGGAUGAUGAUGUGUUAGCAGAUGUAUGGUAUAAUAUUGGACAUGUUGGGAUUAGCACCGGUGAUCGCACACUUGCCCAUCGUGCCUUUAAACUUGCCGUUGGGGCUAAUCCACGGCAUGCAGAGGCUUUAAAUAAUCUUGCGGUUUUACAAUCUACACUUCCACAAGGUGGACAGGCAGAUGCGGAUCUUGCAAUGGCAUUAGCCGUAGACCCUGAACAACAUGAGUCUCUUUACAAUGCCGCCUUACUGGCGUAUAGAGCCGGGAAUUAUGAGAAGGCGUAUAAUUUACUUUCACAGGCAUUAGAGGUAUGUCCAGAUCAUCCACAAAGUGUGGCGUUGAAGGGAGUUUUGCGUACAUCUCUCUCAGCCCUAUAA